CAGGAGUUCGAACGCAAUCUUCAAAAAGAGGCAGAAAACAUUGAGAGUCUGCUGUCUGCAAAAGGCCCAACAGAUAAGAGAUAUAUGCCUGCAGCACAGGGCUUUUUAAAGAGCGGGAUGGCAGUAAUGGCCAGCGAGAUAGAGUUUGUUGAUAACGUGUCAAAUGGAAUUAUGCAGUAUAUUAAUACGAUUAACAAUAGAGCUAAUGCGAAGCAGAGAAUGCGCGUAAAAGACACUAAGUGUCCAUUUGACCAGUAUAUACACCAGGAAAGAGAACAGCCAGUGCAGCAGGAAAGAGGACAGCCAUUGCAAAACAAACCACACACUGCACAUACGCCUUCUUCCCACCGAGGAUCUGUGCACAGCGAGAACCAGCACCCCUCCAGCAGCAGAUCCCACGCGAAUACUGGUGGAAGCAGGCGAGAGCAGGCUCCGCAGACCACAGAAGCACCUUCUGCAAGGAUAGAUCCUACGCCACCGCCUCGAACAUGGGAGCAAGACAUGAUGCAAUCCUUUGACAGCAAAGUAAUUAGCGCAAUUAACAAUAUGCCCGAUGCAGCUAGGGCCAAUGCUGCAGCCUGGCUAAGAAAAAGCCUUGCAGCAGGAGACAUACAGCUGUCGCACGCAGCAGAGCUAGAUGCGCAAAGUACUCUGCACCCAGCCAACAACUUUCUGCUGCAGCCAUCUGCACAGAGAAAAGUUGCAGACCGCAUACAUAGCAGCAGACAGAAAGAAAAAGACGCCUCUGCAGAGAUAGAAUCUCUCAAAGACACACUGCGCGCUCUAAAGGACGAAACAACCAAGCUAUCAUCUACAUAUUCUACAAUUGAGAGCCGCAUAUCCCAGGAAAGGAAUACUACUGCAGAGGCGCACACCCACAUUAGCUCCCUUCAGAAAGACGUGUCUGCUCUGAACAGAGACACCCAGGCGAUCCUCAAGCAGAUAGCACAGACUAAAACAGCUAUAGAGGAGUAUGAAGAGAAACAAAGCGUGCAUCUUGGCAGCAGAAGGAAUAUGCAAGCCAAAAUAGACGCUCUUCUUGAGGAAACUGGGUUUGGCGCAGGAAACACAGGUCUUCUGAAAGGCUCUCCAGAUGAAAAAGGCUGCGACUCAAAAAAAAGUAUAGAGCCGCUCAGAGCCAUGCUGGUGCAGGAGAAGGCAGCAGUCGAAGUGGCUGCAUCCCAGGCUAGCGAGGCACUGGAGCACAUCGGACAGAGCACGCGCAAGGUGGAUGCGCAUCUGAACCAGACAGUUGCUUUUGAAAGUGCGUGUCAGGUAAACAUGCUCUCAGAUGCAGGCGUGUCCUCGCUCUCCCUUGCACAGACUGUGCUUUCUUCUGUGUGCAAGAGCGUAGACCAGGCUUUGCACCCAAAUGCAUCUGCGUCUUCAAACGGCACAGCCCAGAGCAAGUGCUUUGAGUACUCUGAAGAAGCUGCGCGUCUUCACGAAGAUGCAGCAAAUCACUGCAGUUACUGGCCCUUGGUGCAGGAAGGAAUAUGUGAGCAGGUGUCCAUGGAAGAUCAGUAUGCACAGACACUGCAGGAUCUUAGCAGCGAAAUAAAGCAUAUUCUGGCAGAGAUUGAAGAGACAGGAAUAGCAAAUGAGGCAGACCUGGACAGCAAGGACAAGGCCAUACAAAAAAUAGUGUCUGAGACAGUUAAUAUACGCGCACAGCUGGAUGAAACCCUUACCCAGAUCAGAGAAGGACUGACAAGAACAAGCACAGCCAGUGGUGCCAGUAUUACUCCAAAUGGCCCUGAGCACAGCAAGAAAUACAAAACAGCCAGCCAGACACUUGACAUGAUCGGGGCCUCCGCUGCUUCCUUGGAAGAGGCAGAAAGCAGGGCGAUUGCGAGAAAUGUGCGUGCAGAGAAGGAUCUGCAGCAGUGUCUGCAGGACCAUGCAGGAGCAGAAGGAAGCGGUGCUUCAUCUGUCUUCAGCGAAUACCCCACUGAAGAACACACGACCACAGAAUAUCAGCCAGGCACAGUCGGCCAAAAAGAUGAAGAACAGAUAGACACCAGCACACCUGUCCCACAGCAGACAAUUACUGCAGAAGAAACUCCCACUCCACCGCCUCAGGAACCGUCUAUUCCUGGCACAGCAGCCACUUCUCUUGAUGACCUACCCGAAAACAAGACAGAGGCCUCGAAUAUGCCUGAAGUACACAACGAACCUUCUGAUUCGCGUGGAAAAGAGCCUGAAGCAAACACAAGCCCCUCUAAAGAGACUCUUAUAAGUGAAGGUCCCACUGUCUCUGAUAAUCCAGCGCAUAUAGAAAAAACACCUCCUAUAGAAGAACUGCCAGAGAUAAACAGCCCACGCACAGAAGCGCUUAUUUCUGAAGAGAAGUCUUCUAGCGAGACACCAGCCACCAGUAAGAGUUCUUUUGCCUCUAGUCUAGACACUCCCACUGAGACUAAUAUCACUCCUACAGAGACAACUAUUUCUAGCGAACCUGCCAUCACUUCUACAGAACACACCACCCCUACUGAGACUAAUAUUGUCUCUAGUGAUACAGAUAUUCCUAUUAAUACUAAUAUUGUCUCUACAGAACCUACCACCCCUACUGAGCCUAAUAUUUCUAUAGAGACAACUAUUUCCAGUGAAUCUGCCAUCAUUUCUACAGAUCCUACCACACUUACUGAGACAAAUAUUCCUACUGAGCCUAAUAUUGCUUCUACAGAUCCUACCAUACCCACAGAGACAAAUAUUCCUACUGAGACUAAUAUUGUCUUUACAGAAAAAACUAUCUCUAAUGAACCCACUACUCCUACUGAGACAACUAUUUCUAGUGAAUCUGUCAUUCAUACAGAGACUAAUAUUGAUUCUACAGAUUCUAUCCUACCCACAGAGACUAAUAUUCCUACUGAGCUGAAUAUUGUCUCUAGUGAACCUGCCAUCCUUACUGAGACAACUACUCCUACAGAAACAAUCAUCUCUAAUGAACCUACUACCCCCACAGAAACAACUAUUUCUAGUAAUCCUACUGCCCCUACUGAAACUAACAUCUCUACAGAGACAACCAUUCCUACUGAGCCUAAUAUUUCUGGUGAUUCUGCCCCACUCACAGAGACUAAUAUCACUCCUACUGAGCCUAAUAUUGCUUUUACAGAACCUACCACACCCACAGAGACAACUACUUCUAGUGAAACUAAUAUUGCCUUCAGUGAACCUGCUAUCACCUCUAGUGAUCCUACCACACCCACUGAGACAACUACUUCUAGUGAGACAACUACUCCUAGUGAACCUACUACUGCUGAACCUACCACUACUUUUGCAAAAACUCCCACUACUACUCCAUCCACUCCUGCAAAAGAUGUCUCUCCAUAUGUUAAUUCUACCGCACAGAACUCUUCAGAAGCAUCUGCUAUAGAGGAUCCUGCAUUGCAAAAGGCCAGAAAGCCCAAUCGCCGUAAGAAAAUCUUCAACAACCCGCUGAAAUUUAAAAAACUACCACAGAUAAAUAGGACUGCUAAUGAAGGAAACAUCUUCUAA
This is a messenger RNA of Nematocida ausubeli, 3498 nucleotides long. RefSeq lists its product as uncharacterized. The annotation marks the transcript as partial. The record is from RefSeq and is a predicted model, not a curated record. The transcript has a single exon. NCBI's taxonomy places the organism in Eukaryota, Fungi, Microsporidia.